Pomacea canaliculata is the source of this 4011-nucleotide messenger RNA. Its product is annotated as alpha-N-acetylglucosaminidase-like. Bases 911 to 3271 code for a protein of 786 amino acids. NCBI's taxonomy places the organism in Eukaryota, Metazoa, Mollusca, Gastropoda, Architaenioglossa, Ampullariidae. The record is from RefSeq and is a predicted model, not a curated record. The transcript is spliced from 23 exons.
GAGCGCUGUUCAACGUUGACCGAGUCUGUCUGUCCCAAUCCCAAAGCCGAACAUCGGCCUCCAGCGCCACUGAAUCACACAUCACACUGUUCACGAACUUCUAUUACUCGACUGCUGGUAGACAGUUUUUCCAAUUAACUACUAAAACGAGGCAUGAUAUACUAAAAAGCUUCCGGUUUAGUCACAUUCAUUGUUUAGGCUCGCCGAGACCAACAGCAGAUCACCACAAGAGGCUUUAAGCGUUGUUCUUGGCAGACAGACAGCAGUCCAUCUAUGCACAUCCAUGCUUGCACUGUUUGAUACUCAGUCGACUUCUUCGUAGCCUCCAGUUUAUUGCCCUCCUUUGCAGCAGCUGCCGAUGACAAUACACACCUUGCAGCUUAUUUUUUUUUAUCUGGGUUCACUCAUGUGACAUACGGCUGUUAAAGUUUAGUGAUAACUAUAGGUCAAUGUCAGCGUCUAUAUAUAAGUUGCAUUUAUAUGUCGUGAAAGUUGCCUGUCAGAACGACUUCACAUUCCGAUCAUUUUAAGAAGAAAGAAAAAACAACAACAACAAAAUUACACUUACAAUGUCAGCCACAAUUAGGAAUAUUUAAUUGUAACUGGUCGACCGGAUUGUUGGUGUAUCCACCCGUAACGUCACCCUCCACCCAAUUUAAAGCAGGAAAAGAACAAAAUAAGAGCAAUUAAUUAAUUUUCACCUCCGCACGCGACGUCGGUUUAGAUUUUGAACUGUUUAACUGCCAGGGGGAAGAACGCGCAUGACAGCGGUGACAUUGCUGUUGACUUCAGUUGCUGUAGCAAGUAAGGAAGUGAAACUUUAUUCCAUUCGUCGAUGUUACUAUAUACACUGUUCUUGUUCCACAACUACUAAAUCCCGUCUGCAGUUGCCAGCGACCUGCUGCUAGACAUGGAACUACUUACGCAGUUUGGCCUCCUGCUAUGUGUUUGCUGUCUGGGAGUCUUCAGUACCAGAGAGUAUGCUGCCUUGAAUAAAUUAAAGUCCAAGACUCCGACCAGUGUACAGGAAGAUACAGUGGCUGCCAUGGUUCAGCGUAUUGUUGGCGACAGAGCAUCAGAUUUCAUCAUCGUUGUUGAUCCUUCUCUGGCUCCUAAUGCUCCUGACACUUUUAGGUUAGAAAUGUCAGGUGCAAAACUACAGGUGACAGGAACUUCUGGAGUGGCAGCAGCAAUGGGGUUUUACUACUAUUUGAAGCAGUUCUGUAACAGUCAGUUCACUUGGGCUGGGCAAAACAUCAACCUGACAUCUCCCUUACCGAGACUGAGCUCACCUAUCACCAUCCAGGCUGUUGAUAAAUUUCGAUAUUACCAGAAUGUGUGCACAGUCAGCUAUUCCUUUGCAUUCUGGGAUUGGAAACGCUGGGAACGUGAGAUUGACUGGAUGGCUCUGAAUGGAUUUAAUCUCCCUCUGGCCUUUACUGGACAAGAAGCAAUUUUUCAGAGGCUUUACAUGAAUAUGGGGAUUUCCUUUGAGGAUUUGGAGGGAUUCUUUGGUGGUCCAGCUUUCCUGGCAUGGUCACGUAUGGGCAACAUCCAAGGCUGGGGCGGGCCAUUGCCACAAAUGUGGAUUACCAACCAAUUGAUUUUGCAACACCAGAUUGUAAAGCGGAUGCGGGAUUUCGGCAUGAUUACUGUACUGCCAGCUUUUGCUGGCCAUGUACCAGCAGUUUUCAAAACAAUAUUUCCCAAGGCAAAUAUUUCUCAGUUUGGAUCUUGGGGAAACUUCAAUAAAACAUAUUCAUUCACAUAUUUACUGGACUUCAAUGAUCCUCUCUUUCAGGUUGUUGGAUCAAAAUUAAUUGAAUUGCUGCAAAACGAAUUUGGAGUUGACCAUAUCUACAAUGCCGAUACAUUCAAUGAAAUGAAUCCAAGCUCCAAGAAUCCUGCUUAUCUGCAGGCUGCUGGAAGAUCUGUGUUCAGUGCCAUGGAGAAAGCUGACCCUGAUGCUGUUUGGUUAAUGCAAGGUGGUACCUUCAACUUUGUUGAAUUUUGGGGACCUGAGGAGGUGAAGGCUCUUGUGACUGCUAUACCUCAGGGUCGUUUGAUCAUCUUGGAUCUGAUAUCGGAGCUGGCUCCUGUGUAUCAGCGAGUAGAGUCGUACUAUGGACAGCCAUUUAUAUGGUGUAUGCUACACAACUUCGGCGGCAACAUGGAAUUGUAUGGCGACCUGAAUAGCAUAAACUAUGGCCCUUUUCAUGGGCGGUCAUUUCCCAAUAGCACCAUGAUUGGCAUUGGGGUUACCAUGGAAGGCAUCAAUCAGAACGAGGUGGUGUAUGAAUUUAUGAAUGAGAAUGCUUGGCGAACUUCUCCGCGUAACAUCACAGACUGGAUUUCAAACUUUGUAAAACAACGCUAUGGUCGCACAACUCAUGGCAUUGACAAAGCCUGGCAGCUAUUGAAGACCAGUGUGUUUAAUUGUUCUGAUGGACACAUUGAUGUUGGUCACGUCAUUUUCACCCAGCGGCCGUCUCCAAACUACAAUGUUUUAAGUGAUCUGUGGUAUGAUCCUGAGCUUCUUUUUGCUGCUUGGGACUACUUUAUCCAAGCCAUUCCUGACUUUCUGGAAAAUGACCUUUUUCGCUAUGACCUGGUGGACAUCACUCGAAACAGUCUGCAGACAGUAACCCUUUAUUAUUACUCUAAUGCUGUCUGGGCUUUCAAGACAAAUGACAUAUUUGGUAUAAAGGAUGCUGGGAAAUUGUUGUCAGAACUACUACUUGACAUUGACACAUUGUUGGCCUCAGAUAAACGUUUUCUUUUGGGCACAUGGCUGGCGCAAGCUAAUGCUUGGGGAACAGAUGCUAAUGAACAGGCACUCCUGCGCUACAACGCUCUCAACCAGAUCACUCUCUGGGGCCCUGAUGGAGAGAUUGUGGAUUAUGCUUCUAAACAGUGGGCUGGUGUUGUAAAAGAUUACUACAAGCCACGCUGGGACUUCUUCAUUGACUAUAUUAUCCAGGUUGUUCAGAAUAUGACCCACUUUGAUGACUACAUUUUUAACGAGCUUUUGCUGGAGAAAGUAGAGAAACCUUUUACCUUCUCCACCACUAACUAUCCUACAACACCUACGGGCAAUCCAUUCCAGCUGGCACAACAGUUUCACUUAAAGUAUAGAGAGAGUGCAACACCAAACUUGCUUCAACAUCUCAAGAUGAUGUCCUACGACGCUAAACUGACAAAGUUGCCAAAAAUCAGCCGAAGUUACCAGCAUGGUUACAAUAAGUGGCGUAGAUGGCCAUCGGUCAAAUAAGUUUACAGAAACAGUAUAUAGAAAACAGAUUUGUCAUUCUCUCUUCUGUUUAGUUUUUUCAUUUUGAUGUUGAAUCUAUUAUUACUUUCAACAUUCUAUGAUUAUGUUUUGCAAGAUUAUUUGUGAAAACAUGCAAUCUUGUCAUUUUGAACCAGACUAUUCUGUGAUGCUGGCUUAGAGCUGAAACCAUUCCUGUAACAACCCCUGCCCCCAUUUGAGUUCUGUGCCCCUUCAGCUAAGAUGCUAGUCUCAUGCAUGUUGCUUGUGUCGAUGAAAUGUAUGUUGCUUGUGUCGAUGUUUUCACAUUUGUUUUAAUGUUGUGUGUUUAAGAUAAAAUUGCUGUGCUGGAUGUCAGGCACCACAUGUACAUGAAAGAUUUCAUGAUAAUUUGUAAACACUUGUGUUAACAGGGUAAGGAAAAGGUGUACACAAAUCUUUAUUUCACUGCAGCAGGUAUUUAAAAAAAACACCAAAAGCACACAGCUUGAAGCAAGAUCCAGCCCUCCCUCUCAAUUUUCUAAAAAACAUGGGCUAGACAUAGGUGAAACUUUACUAGAAGCAUAUGCAGCCAUAUAUAGUGCUAUGGAAUGUAGGUCUUGCUACAAGUGUUGUGUAUUUUAUAUUUUCACCACACAUUUUCACCCUGGUGCGCACACUUUGGUUACAAACAUCAGAUCCUGACGAAAAUAUGGCACACAUAAAAAAGUAGCAAUCCUUUGAAAUAAACAUCUACUACUAAA